AUGUGGGCUGACGGCCUUUGCCGCCUGCGUGACUGCGUAAGGUCGCCGCUGUUCCAUACGGUUUUGAGACGUCUCAAAACGCCUCGGUUCCGUACGGUUUCAACAUCGUUUCCCCACCCCACUCCCCACCGCCACUCCCUAUCGCCACUCCCCACCGCCGCUCCCCACCGCUCCCCACCGUUUUCCACCAACAUUCGUUAUCUGCUUGUUUGGCAGGAGGCGGAAGGGAAGCGAGGAGGCAGUCGGGUGCACGAGACGUGGCUGGAUGGCAUUGAGGAGCUGCGCAGCUGCAUCAUGGAGAAGUGCCCUGAAGGGGGAAAGUCCAAGCUGCAACAGGACCUGGAUGAAGCAUACCAUCUGGUGGAGCAGCGCAUAGAGGAGCACAUGGAGGCCUUCAAGACCCGCGCCCUCGCUACUGCCUUCGCCCUGCCCCCCUCGCUACAAGCACACCUCGCCACGUUGGAUUGGGAACAGAGGGCAGCUGCGCCAGCUGGCAGCAAUGUUGGAGCAGGCGGGGGUGAUGACCUGGCAGCUGAAGCGUCGGCUCUAGAUGCUGAGCUGGCAGAGCUCAAUGCCACGCUGGAAAAGAAAAGAGCAGAGCUGCGAGCGAUGAGGCGGCAGCAGCGACAGCAGCUGGCGGCAGUGGGGAGUGAGGGGCAGCUGAAGCAGCUGCAGCAGAUAAUGCAAGCAGACCACAGCGAGCUGCUGGCCUCACACGAUCGACUGCAAGCGCAGCAGCACACAGCCAUGGACAUGACAGACGUGGGGGAUGAGACGUGGGGGUUGAGACGUGCAUUCUCACACCCAUGCAUUCUUUCCACCCUCUACCCCUCUCUCCCCUCCCCUCCCCCUCUCUUCCCGCCCUCAACACCUCCCUUACCGCCCUCAACACCUCCCUUCCCGCCCUCUACCCCUCUCUCGCUCUCGCUCUCUCGUUCUCCAGGUGACAGGGUGCCCGCGUCUGAAGAGGGAGGAGGCACGGAGGAGGGUGUGGCGGUGUAUGCAGCAGCGCAAGGCGCGCUGAGCGCUGUUCAAGAGCACAUGGGGAAGCAGGUGGAGAACGGGGGCUCGGCGUGA
Closterium sp. NIES-65 is the source of this 1077-nucleotide messenger RNA. NCBI's taxonomy places the organism in Eukaryota, Viridiplantae, Streptophyta, Zygnematophyceae, Desmidiales, Closteriaceae. The record is from the annotation of a GenBank genome assembly.